This is a messenger RNA of Pantherophis guttatus, 5247 nucleotides long. NCBI's taxonomy places the organism in Eukaryota, Metazoa, Chordata, Lepidosauria, Squamata, Colubridae. The record is from RefSeq and is a predicted model, not a curated record.
CAAAAGUGGGGCUGAGCCGCAGCAUUCGCACCGUGUGCCCGAUGAGGCCGCUGUUUCUCCAUCUUCUUUAAAGUCUGGGAGUUAAAAUCCACACCUUUUAAUUUGUCCACCAUUCAGAAGAUCAUGUUGGAAUGAAUAAACUAGGAAAUAGAAAUCCAAAACAUAUUGUAAAUGUAUUUAUCCAGUAUUUUGAGCCUGAUAGAAGUUGAUGAAGAGGAAUGUACCAGAAAAUGCCCCAGCUGCACAAAAGUCAAAUUAACUAAUAAGAUUCUCUACUUUCUUCCCUGACAUUAGUGCUUUUAUAAGAUUUUCUUCUGGUUAUUUUUUCUUUGCAGAUGGAUUCUCGCUAGUUAACUUAGUCACCCUUUUUUUCUGGUACUUUCUUUGGUUUUCCAUUUUGCAUAUAUAAGCUGCAAAUCGUUUGUGCUUUUUCCGGAGACAAAGAAUAAACUAAGGUCAAAUCCUCCAGGCUUAAAAGGAUGGGUGAAAAACCAUUUUAAGAUGCAGAAACUAGAGUCAUCUCGACAAACUUCCUAACAAAAAAAAGUUAACUCUUGGGCGAACAGGCCUGGAUAGCCUUUGAGGUCAGUCCUGCAGCUCCAGGAAUCGUCCUAUGAAUUGAAAGCUGUUUGGAGAUCAACAAGAUUUCUCAGACCUAUUUGGAUUGUCCUUACAGGACAGAGAAAGGAUGCAGAAAGAAGUGUUAGCAAGUGAGGGAACUGGAAAAGGCCUCUCAGCUGUUCAGCCUGUUAGCUGUGAGGAGACCUGGGCAAGAACUGAGCAGAAGAUCCUGGAGAAGGAAACCAUCAUCCGUUCAGAGAUUCAGACAUGCAGCUUCAGAAACAUCCAAUACCAGGAGGCGGAAGGUCCCCGAGGACUUUGCAGCCAACUCCACAACUUUUAUAAUCAAUGGCUGGGACUACAAAACCACACUAAAACCCACAUGUUGGACCUGGUUGUUCUGGAGCAGCUCCUGGCCCUUUUGCCCCUGCCGAUGAAGAGCUGGGUGCGGGAGUGUGGAGCAGAGACCAGCUCCCAAGCGGUGGCCCUGGCGGAAGGCUUCCUCCUGAGUCAGAGAGAGGAGCAGAAGGAGCAAGUCGAAUUGCAGUCUUUCACGCUGCAGACCAGAGAACCUAUGAGAAAAAGGAAUCCAUCAAAUCCCCCUCGGGAGUUGUUUUCCAGAAGGGUCUAUCAUGAAUCCGCAAAUGAGGACAUCUCAGAUGGGAAGAAUAGAACAAAUUUGACUCCUUUUUACGGUGGUGCUGAAAUUCUGGUUGAAGCUCGAAAAGAAGGUCUCGUGUCCUUUAAGGAGGUGGCUGUGUAUUUCUCCGAAAAGGAGUGGUCUCAGCUGGAUGCUGACGAAAAAGCACUGUAUCGGGAAGUCAUGCUGGAAAAUCAUAGAAACGUGGCCUCUUUGGGUAAUAAUGGGGAGGAAGAUGAAGAUUCCAGAGAACUAUUCCAAAUGAUCAGUCGUUCAUACAGUAUGAAGAACCCUACAAUUCUAAUAGAAGUAGAAAACCAUGAAAGAAACCACUCAAAUAAUUGGAAUCAGGAAACUUCGCCUUCUGUUCAAGCAGCAAUAAAAGCCUCUGUGGCCCAGCAAGGAAGAAUAAAAAAGAAAUAUAUUGGAAAAUGCAUGAAAGUAUUCAUAAACAAAACAGAUGUAGAUAAACACCGUCAAACCCAAAUCAAAGGAGAUUUUAUAUGUAGAAACAAUGGAAGAAAUAAGAAAUGGACCCUGUCUCUUCCUCAUAAAAAUGGGUCCUGUACAUCUCAGAAAAUAACCUGUGUAGGGGAGAAGCCACAUAAAUGCAUGGAGUGUGGAAAGAGCUUUAUUAAGGACAGUCAACAUGAAGCAGAGAAAAGAUAUAAAUGCAUGGAGUGUGGUAAAGGUUUUCCUGAAAACAGUCAACUUGCACGUCAUAAACAGAUCCACACAGGAGAGAAACCGUAUAAAUGCAUGGAGUGUGGAAAGAGCUUCACUUUUAGUUAUUCUCUUACUUCCCAUUCUCGGAUCCAUACAGGGGAGAAGCCAUAUAAGUGCACAGAGUGUGGAAAGAGCUUCUCCCACAGUUCUUCUCUUACUCUUCAUAAACGAAUCCACACAGGUGAGAAGUAUAAAUGUAUGGAAUGUGGAAAGAGCUUCCGUAGCAGCAGUGGCCUUGUUUUCCAUACAAAGAGCCACACAGGGGAAUGGCUACAUAAAUGCAUGGAGUGUGGAAAGAGCUUUAUUAAGAACUGUGAACUUACUUACCAUAGUAGGAUCCAUACAGGGGAGAAGCCAUAUAAGUGCACAGAGUGUGGAAAGAGCUACUCCCACAGUUCUUCUCUUACUCUUCAUAAACGAAUCCACACAGGAGAGAAGCCCUAUAAAUGCAUGGAGUGUGGAAAGAGCUUCCCUUAUAGUACUUCUCUUACUUCUCAUUCCCGGAUCCACACAACAGAAAAGCCAUAUAAAUGCACGGAGUGUGGAAAGAGCUUUAGUUGGAGGAACAGUCUUACUUCCCAUAAAAGGACCCACAAAGCAGAGAAGAUAUAUAAAUGCAUUGAGUGUGGUAAAGGUUUUACUGAAAAUAGUAAACUUGCACGUCAUAAACGGAUCCAUACAGGAGAGAAACCCUAUAAAUGCAUGGAGUGUGGAAAGACCUUCUCUCAUAGUAAUUCUCUUACUUCCCAUUACUGGAUCCAUACAGGGGAGAAGCCAUAUAAGUGCACAGAGUGUGGAAAGAGCUUCUCCCACAGUUCUUCUCUUAAUCUUCAUAAAAGGAUCCACACAGGAGAGAAGCCUUAUAAAUGUAUGGAAUGUGGAAAGAGCUUCCCUAGGAGCAGUGACCUUUUUCUCCAUAAAAUGAUCCACACGGGGGAGAAGCCGCAUAAAUGCAUAGAGUGUGGAAAGAGCUUUAUUAAGAACUGUGAACUUAUUUACCAUAGUAGGAUCCAUACAGGGGAGAAGCCAUAUAAAUGUAUGGAGUGUGGAAAGAGCUUUAUUAAAAACUCUGAACUCACUUACCAUAGUAGGAUCCAUUCAGGGGAGAAGCCAUAUAAAUGCAUGGAGUGUGGAAAGAGCUUUAUUAAGAACUGUCAACUUAUUUACCAUAGUAGGAUCCAUACAGGGGAGAAGCCAUAUAAAUGUAUGGAGUGUGGAAAAUGCUUUACUGAGUCUAGUAAUCUUAAAUCCCAUAAAAAUAGCCACACAGGAGAGAACUCUUAUAAAUGUAUGGAAUAUGGCAAAAGUUUUUCUACGAAGACGUAUCUUAAUCACCAUAAAAGGAUCCACACGGGAGAAGCCUUAUACAGUUGCAUGGAGUGUGGGGAAAGCUUUACUAAGAACAGUUAACUUUGACGUCAUAAGAGAUUCCACAUGGGGGAGAAGUCCUAUAAAUGCAUGGAAUGUGGAAAGAGCUUCACUUGUAGUACUUCUCUUACUUCCCAUAAUAGGAUCCAUACAGGGGAGAAGCCAUUUAAAUGCAUGGAAUGUGGAAAGACUUUUAGUUGGAGCAAUAAGCUUACUUCCCAUAGAAGGAUCCUCACGGGAGAAAAGUCAUAUACAUGUUUGGAAUGUGGAAAAAGCUUCAGAAGAAGCAGUCAUCUUACUUCCCAUAACUGGAUCCACAUAGGGGAGAAGCCUUAUAAAUGUCUGGAGUGUGGAAAGAGCUUCUGUGAAAACAUCUCUCUUACUGUUCAUAAAAGGAUCCACACAGGGGAAAAGCCAUAUAAGUGCUUGGAAUGUGGAAAGAGCUUCAGAACAAGCAGUCAUCUUACUUACCAUAACUGGAUCCACACAGGGGAGAAGCCUUAUAAAUGCAUGGAGUGUGGAAAAGCCUUUAUUAAGAACAGCCAUCUUACUUCCCAUGCACGAAUCCACACAGAGGAGAAGCCAUAUAAGUGCAUGGAAUGUGGAAAGAGUUUCAGAGAGAGCCGUUCCCUUACAUCUCAUAAAAGGAUCCACACAGGAGAGAAGCCAUAUCAAUGCAUGGAGUGUGGAAAGACCUUUAUUCAAAGCAGUCAUCUUACUUCCCAUAAAUGGAUCCACACAGGGGAGAAGCCAUAUAACUGUAUGGAGUGUGGAAAGGGCUUCAGUCAAAGGAGUUCCUUUAUUUCCCAUAACUGGAUCCACACAGGGGAGAAACCAUAUAAAUGCCUUGAGUGUGGAAAGGGCUUUAUUAAGAGCAGUCAUCUUACCUCCCAUAAAAGAAUCCACACAGAGGAGAAGCCAUAUAAGUGCACAGAGUGUGGAAAGAGUUUCAGAGAGAGCCGUUCCCUUACAUCUCAUAAAAUGAUCCACACAGGAGAGAAACCAUAUCAAUGUAUGGAGUGUGGAAAGACCUUUAUUCAGAGCAGUCAACUUACUUCGCAUAAAAGGAAACACACAGGGGAGAAGCCAUAUCAAUGCACGGAGUGUGGAAAGAGCUUCAGUCAUAAUAGUUCCUUUACUUCCCAUAAAAGGAUCCACACAGGGGAAAAGCCGUAUAAAUGCAUGGAGUGUGGAAAGGGAUUCAGUCAAAGGAGUUCCUUUACUUCCCAUAAAAGGAUCCACACAGGGGAGAAGCCGUAUAAAUGUGCAGAGUGUGGAAAGGACUUUACUACGAGCAGUUAUCUCAACUCUCAUAAAAGGAUCCACACAGGAGAGGAGCUGUUCAAGUGCAUGGAGUGUGGAAAGGGCUUCUGUCAAAUUGCAUCUCUUAUGAGACAUAAAAGAAUCCAUUCAGGGGCAAAGCCAUAUGAAUGUGUGGAGUGGGAAAAUGACCUAAUUUUCCAUACACAGAUCCAUUUUGGUGCAAAUCCAUUAAAAUUCCAGAUUUAGUUGGUGAAAUCUAUGCAUUUCCUAUUUAUGUAUAGGAAGUGGGGUUUUUUUUUUGAGUGCGCUCACAACUUGAAACCGCAGAGAUAAUAUUACCAAUGGAAACAAACACAAACUAUGGACACAGCUGUUUUAAUACUGGUGUGGAUUUUUCAUGUUAGUGUCAAUUUGACAGUGGCCAACACUAUUUUAUAUCAAUAAUGAAAAUCUUUUUUUUUCUUUAAGUUUAUCUAGUUUCCAAUUGGGGUCAAUUUCAAGAAAAUGUCUGUUUUAAUCAUCUCAGAUUCUGGACUAUGCAAUUUUAUAAUAAGCUGUCAAUAUUGUGGUCUCACAAGGGAACUUUACACAAAUUGUUCUUUCUACUUGAUCCUCAUUGUGGGAGGGUUAUCAACAGGUAGACAUUUUGCAGGUAUGCUCUCCCCAGCAAUAAAAGUAGUAAAAUCCUC